CAUUGCGCGUGUGCUAACUUUAUCUCAUGCCGCGCAGAUAGGCUACUACUGUAUUUUUACCAUUUUUCUUUCACCUCAUAUUUGGUGUCAAAUGCUGAUACUAUGUGGGAAUGCAUAAAGAUCUGAUGCUGAUGCACGCGUGAGCUGCACCUCUCAGCUUGACAGUGUCAAGCCAAAGACCCUCACAGCAUGUCGGAGGUGCUGGGACAGAGGUGUUUGGUGGUCUUGGGUGUGCUCUUGGCUUGGCUGGUGCUUUUUCAUCUGCUUGUUAAUAUCUGGCUGCUCUGCAUGUUCACGAGCCUGCUGGUGGUACUCGGGGGGUGGCUCGGCUCCCAGGCGGUCUUGGAAUCCAACAGUGUGAUUCACCUGGAGAGGUUCAUCACACUGCACCAGAUUCCUUCCUCUCUGGAGGAUGAGCAUGACUUGGAUCAGGAAAUCCACAAUACUGUGAGGAAAAUCAUCAGGGACUUUGUUACCUCCUGGUACUCGACUGUGUCCUCUGAGAGGGCCUUUCAAAAGGAGGUUCAGGAGGCCAUGAUGUCCAUGGGCAUGGAGCUGAAGAUGCGUGCAAAGCAGGUGGACAGACAGAGACUGACCCAGAGGAUCUUGGAGCUGUUUGGUUGUCAUCUGCAGGACUACCUCAGAGCCAAGGAGCUGGUUGUCCAGCAGCAGGUGUCUCCCAAAAGGAGCCAUGAGAGCAAGAAAUUGUGGCUGGCGUACUCUGGGGUUACCACACCUCACUUUGUCAUGACCGGUGAGACGGCAGAAGUCAAUUACACAAGAGCACUGGUGGACUUACUGCUGCAUGUUUUAGUGCCUCGGCCUUACUUGGAAACACGCACUGGACAAUUUGUUGUUGGAGAGCUCAUCACCUGCAACGUCCUGCUCCCUCUUUUUGAUAAGUUGUCUGACCCUGACUGGCUAAAUCUUUUCAUGAUAGAAAUAUUUGGCAAAAGAAAGACGAUUGGAGAAAAGGUCCUGAAUUCAUCUUCACCCCCACUCCCUGCGGAAUUAGAGAUCACUCAGCGACAAGAGGCCACGUUGGCUCUUCAAAACAAUACUGAUGUCCCUCUGCCAAAAGCUCAAACAGAAACUGGAAAUUAUGCAGAGAUGGCCAUGCCUGAACUCAAUGUGUAUCAUCGGGAUGAGUUAGAGACUGCGGACUGUAAGGAGACUCAAUUUGAAAAUGAGACAACUCAGCUGUUCGCACGAAAUUUGAGGAGAGGAAGCAAAUCAAACCCCUUUUACCAAGAAAAUGAUUCGGAUUUGGACUCUCCAUUAGGUGACUACACACAGAGUUCCAUAGACUUGCUGGUCAUGAUUGGACAAGAGGAGGGCUUGUAUGACCAACAGAAAGAAUAUGGCACAUCUGUUGAUAGUAACAAUAGUAAUGACUUGGAUGAUCUUUGUUCCACUCAGGAAAAUGGCUCCUGUCCCCAAGGGGCGAAUUCAGAGACAUUAGAGCAUCCAUAUGACUCACUGGAAAAGAACGCAGACAGCCCUCUCAUCAGCAGCCUUCAGAACUUGGAAAGUGAAGGUAGCUUAGCUAGGGAGCUUCCUCUGGUUGUAGAACCAACUGGGAAUGCCAAUGAAGGGACUGUCAUGAUGAGCCCCAUACAAGGUUCCUCACCCUUGCCUUCAUUUAGUUUUGAGCCCCUAAGCAGCCCCGAUGGACCAAUCAUUAUCCAAAACCUUCGAAUCACUGGCACCAUCACAGCUAAGGAACACCGUGGCACCGGCUCACACCCUUACACUCUUUACACCAUCAAGUAUGAGACGGCGAUGAGUUGUGAAAACCCAGUGCACAUCCAACCAUGCUCUGAAGAUGGCAACACGUUGCACAUAGGUUUCGAAGGUUCUUCUUCCAUUCACCCAGUGGCCUAUCACAUGGUCAACAGGCGAUACAGCGAAUUUCUUAACCUACAAACACGAGUGGAAGAGAGAACAGACCUCAAGAAGCUCAUCAAAGGUGUCAAAGGGCCGAAGAAAAUAUUUCCAGACAUGCCAUUUGGAAACAUGGACAGUGACAAGAUCGAGGCUCGGAAAGGAAUGCUUGAGACCUAUCUAAAGCAUCUCUGUGCUAUUCCCGAAAUAGCCAACAGUGAACAGAUGCAAGAGUUUCUGGCUCUGAAUACAGAUGCCCGGAUUGCCUUUGUCAAGAAGCCUUUUAUUGUCUCACGCAUCGACAAGAUUGUGAUGAAUGCAAUAGUGGACACCCUGAAGACCGCUUUUCCUCAUUCAGAGCCCCAGAGCCCGACCGAAGAAAUUGAAGGCGAGGUGAUGACUGACAAAAAGAGCAAGUCACGCCUGAAAUUCUCCACUAAAAGCGCCCCAUUUAUGAAUGGCUCGGAUAUUAGACCACCUGUUUUGUUUAGCCUGGAACAGACUCACACAAUGUUUAACGGGAUGUCUUUGGGGGACCUGCAAAGUUUUAUCUCGAAACAAGAGAAACUGUCCAUGUCGCCCAUGCCAAACUGGGGGGAUAGUCCACUGGUUACACAAACGGGACAUUGCCGACAUAAAUGCUCCACUGAAAGUCAAGGUCAUGCUGAGAUGGCAUUGGCUGACGUAGCUUUGAACAUCCUGUGUCUACUCAUGAGAGAGCAGUGGAGCUGGCUUUGCACUGAGAAUAUUCAAAGGACCAUCAGGCUGCUUUUUGGGACCCUUAUUAACAGAUGGCUGGAUGUGUGUGUGGCCAACCUGACGUGUAUCAGAUACUGGGUACAUUACCUUCAGGUCAUCCAGGAGUCUGUGUGGCCAGGAGGAGUUCUGCCCACCUCCUUUGAAACAGAACGAAGUCAGAGGCAGAAGGACGACACCAAGGAGCAAGCCCUGCAUUGUCUAAUGAGUCUUAUGCCAGAUUUGAUCUCAGAUUUGCUUGACUCAAACAAAUACAAACUCAGUUGGCAGACUGUUCUUGACUCCUUCCAGGAUGCCAACAUUAACAGACACCUGGUUUACUGCCUUUGUGACAUUUUAUUGGAGUGCCUAGUCCCUGAACUACCAGAGCAAAGUUUUCAGAGGAGUUUUCUGCAGAGUCCCUCCAAGAACCCAGAGAAGCUCCUGGCAUGAGACUGGUGCCUGAUCGGAUUCUCACCAAGGGUGCUUCUACUGGUGGGACUGAACUCAAAUGUUACUGGUGGCUGUUGCCAAAGUGUUCAAACUAACUGUUCCACAUGCAUGUGUUAAUUCACCUUUGAAUAAUAUGACUUUGACCUUC
Molecule: messenger RNA, 3220 nt
Organism: Dunckerocampus dactyliophorus (ringed pipefish)
Lineage: Eukaryota; Metazoa; Chordata; Actinopteri; Syngnathiformes; Syngnathidae
Product: sorting nexin-19-like
Exons: 14
Coding region: 190-3072 (960 amino acids)
Cellular component (GO): intracellular membrane-bounded organelle; early endosome membrane
Molecular function (GO): phosphatidylinositol binding
Source: RefSeq, a predicted model, not a curated record